Messenger RNA from Morone saxatilis (striped sea-bass), 732 nucleotides. Its product is annotated as histidine-rich glycoprotein-like. Lineage: Eukaryota; Metazoa; Chordata; Actinopteri; Moronidae. The transcript is spliced from 4 exons. The record is from RefSeq and is a predicted model, not a curated record. Bases 183 to 650 code for a protein of 155 amino acids.
UGUAGAUGGGAGUAGAAGAUAAAAAGAGAGAAAAACUGAAAAGCAGUAUUUUUUGUAUGUAGUGGUAGCAAGUAUACUGUAGUUUGCCUGUAGUGAUGGAAAUAUGCAGUAGAUAGGCUAAGCUUAUACAUAUUUAUAUAUAGUUUACUAGAUUUUUGGUUGUUAUUGUAUUGACAACUGUGAUGUUGUUCCCAGUCUCCCACAAGUCUGAGGGACAUGGACAUGAGAGUCAUGGCCACAAAACAACAAUCUCAUCUGGGCACGGGGAGGAGGAGCAUAAAGUCUCCCAUAAUUUUGAUGGACAUGGACUUGGACAUGGACAUGAGACUCAUGGUCACAAACCAACAACCUCACCUGGGCACGGGGAGGAGCAUAAAGUAUCCCAUAAUUUUGAUGAACAUGGACAUGGACAUGAGACUCAUGGUCACAAACCAACAACCUCAUCUGGGCACGAGGAGGAACAUAAAGUCUCCCACAAUUUUGAGGGACAUGGACAUGAGACUCAUGGCCACAAAACAACCACUUCAUCUGGGCACGGGGAGAAAAGAGAGGAGGAGGAAAGAAAAGCUGAAAGGAAAGGUAUCUUGUUUAUUCACAGUCGUGGCAAUCUUUUCAUAAAAUGUACCUCAUAUUUUCACUUAUGUCAGUGACGAUUGUGGUGUGUCAGUCUCCCACAAUUUUGAGGGACAUGGACAUGAUACUCAUGGCCACAAAACAACAGCCUCAACUGGG